Molecule: messenger RNA, 1557 nt
Organism: Rhodofomes roseus
Lineage: Eukaryota; Fungi; Basidiomycota; Agaricomycetes; Polyporales; Fomitopsidaceae
Product: seryl-tRNA synthetase
Exons: 2
Coding region: 1-1557 (518 amino acids)
Biological process (GO): mitochondrial seryl-tRNA aminoacylation
Cellular component (GO): mitochondrion
Molecular function (GO): ATP binding; serine-tRNA ligase activity; tRNA binding
Source: RefSeq, a predicted model, not a curated record
AUGCCACGACCGCCACCUUCACGGUGGCUACGACCCCGCAGCCUCAUUCGCACUUGUGAGUAUGCCUGCAUUCUUCUUUGCAUCUGGUCAUCAUGUCUGCCUCCAGGCUCUCGGGCUCGAAAGCUCUCGUCGCAGGCGGAGCCGAGCUCAAGUGAACUUCCAAAGCCACGACUCGACUACCGGAAUCUUGCUGAAAAUGUCGAGUUCAAGUCUCACAAUGCAUUCAAUCGCAAGGCACUACUACCCGUCGGGGCCUUGAGGAACGUAGCUCGCCUAUAUGAAGAACAGACGCAGCUCUCGCGAGACAUCUCCGCUAAGCGGCAUUCCCAAUCCACCAUCGGUGACCGCAUUCGAGCGAGCGCGUCCCAGCCCGAGAGUAAACAGGCCUUGCUGGAUGUGGCGAGGAACCUAAAGGCAGAGAUUGCGGACCUGGAAAGUAGGCUCAAGGACGUACAAAGUCGACUUCUGCCGCUUGCCUUGGCCAUCCCGAAUGACACCCACCCAGACGUCCCCAUUGGGCCAGAGUCUGACGCAAAAGUUAUAGCCCAACAUGGAACCACACCCCUGCCCGCGUCGCCCUCAAGGGAUCAUGUCUCAGUUGGUCGUGCGCUCAACCUACUGGACCUAGAAGCGGCGGCGACAGUGACGGGGAAUUCGUGGUACUAUCUCCUGAACGAGGGCGCCCUCCUCGAGCUUGCGCUCGUCAACUACGCACUUAGCCUAGCCAUCAAGCACGGCUUCACCCCAGUGACGACACCCGAUGUCGUUCGCCCUGACAUCGCUGCCCGCUGCGGCUUCCAGCCUCGCGACCAAAACAUAUCGCAGACGUACCACAUCGCUCCGACGGUAGCUGCCACCGAUGGAUCUGCAAAACCACAUCCAGAGUUGGUCCUUGUAGGCACGGCGGAGAUACCCCUCGCAGGUCUGUUCGCGAACAAGAUAUUCACCUCAGACGAUCUGCCACGGAAGGUGGUCGGUCUGGGACACGCGUUUCGGGCGGAAGCCGGUGCAAGAGGUGCGGACGCGAGGGGCCUAUACAGGGUCCAUCAAUUCACGAAACUCGAGCUGUUUGCGGUUUGCACUCAGGAGUCGAGCGAGGAGAUGAUGGAGGAGAUGAGGCGAUUGCAAGUGGAGAUUGUUGAGGGUUUGGGCCUCUCCUUCCGAGUCCUCGACAUGCCCACAGAAGAACUGGGUGCUAGCGCGUAUCGGAAGUACGACAUGGAAGCGUGGAUGCCAGGUCGCGGUAGCUGGGGAGAGAUCUCGUCCACGUCGAACUGCACCGACUAUCAAGCUCGCCGUCUACACAUCCGUUAUCGUGCAUCAAAACCGCCCCCUUCCACUGAAGCGUCUGAUAACGCAACAGAACGACCAGUGUCCAACGUGUUCGCGCACACACUCAAUGGCACGGCGGCGGCUGUCCCACGUCUGAUCAUCGCUCUGUUGGAGAACGGUGCCCGGUUCGACGAGCAGGGAAACGUGGUGGGAGUCGACCUCCCGGUCGCUUUGCGGCCGUUCUGGCUAGGCAAGAAUGACGGGAGCAUGUUGCGAUGGGUAUGA